Durusdinium trenchii is the source of this 873-nucleotide messenger RNA. The record is from the annotation of a GenBank genome assembly. Lineage: Eukaryota; Dinophyceae; Suessiales; Symbiodiniaceae.
AUGGCCGUUUCCUUAUGCGCCACAACCUCCACCACACCACCCGGCGCCGACGAUGCCUACACCACAUCCAUUACCACCACAGCCUACCCAUUACCCUCCAACACCUACACUACUACCACCGGCAUGGCCCACUUCACACCCUCAGUCCCACUACCAUGUCACAGCACCGAUGGCAGAACCCUGCCACCCGCCUCCCUUUACUGCGCCUCCACAGCCAUUACCAUCCCUCAUCAACUCAGAGCCACCAUUUCCUGGGAUCCACAGCAGGGCGUUUGGCAACAGCAGCCUUUCUCCGCUUUUCCUGCGGUCACAUCUCCAGAUUCGAAGGGCCACUACCAGAGCCAACAACUCCAGCACUCCCCACACCAGCUGCUGUCGCCACAACCACACCGACGGAUUGGACAUUGUGCCUUCGAAGUGCAGGAGAACAUGCAGACUUAUGAAAAAUGCGUGGACUACAUCCAAACCCACUUCAUGCUGUUGCGUGAGGAUUACAUUGAGCCCUUGCGAUCUGGAAUCAAGCUCUACAUGCAGGGGCGGCACUCUCCAAAGGAUCUCCAUGUCUACACCGGCGUCAAGGUUGUGGGAGUGCUGAGCACUUGGGAAGGGCUCGUAUACCGCAUUGAGCUUCGGCAAGAGGAGAUCCGAAGAGUGAGUUGGGAGAAAUCGAAACAGCUGAUGUAUGGGAGUUUGCUUUGUUUUUCAGAUGACGACUUCUCCUCCCUCAUUUGGGCCACCGUAUGGCGGCGAGAUCCAGCCCUCAUUGCAAGCAAAGCACAGCUUGAUAUUCGACUUCCAUUCGAUCCGUGGGAUGAUAGGCUUUCACCUGGAAAGAUGUUCUGUUGCAUCGAAAACGUGACGAUCUAUUUUGAG